CGAUACACAUUUACCGCCAUUUUUGUAGCUACUGCAAUGUUGGAGCUCCUGCGUGCUGUUUAGUUUUAUGGAUUAACUUCAAGUCACUCUUCGGGUCGUCACGUUUGGAAUAAAAUGUCGACAAAAAAGAAACGCUCCCCUCCCACCGAGAAUUCGAGCUGGGUCGUUAUUGCCACUGACUCCAUAGUUGAUGUUCCCAAGACAGCUACCGGGGAGCCUACGUUUGUCAAACUCAGAAACCCGUCUACAGGAAGUGCGUCUCUGUACCUGUUUGGCAGUGGAGACUCAGACCUGUAUGAGGUGAAGGCGUUUACUGAAGACUACCAUUCCUGGUUCAUCGGCCAAACAGUCCAGAGAGAUGGCAGGCUGCUGUAUAUAACACAGAUGGACCCCCUCUACCUGCUCCUGCCGUACCUGCUGAAGGCUGGGGCUGAGGGGAAGUUCCAGCCGGUGGAGCAGGUGGUGAAGGAUGAGGACUUCCCAGGAUGCACCAGGCUCCUCAGCUGCACGCGCUCACUGAAGUCUCUCCAUCAUGUGGCCGACGAGAAAGAGGUGGGCAGUCUGAAGUUUCACAGGGUCAGUCAGGAGAAGACUUUGGAUUGGCUGAAGAAGAAGGUCGAGAGGACGGUCAGUACACUCAGGAAGAGCAACAUCUCUGUUGGGGGAGGAGUCAAAUCAUCAACCUUCAUCAGAGUGAAGCAGGAAGAACAGGCCUCGGAUGAAGACUACCUUCGCUACGCUCAUGGACUUGUGUCAGAGUAUAUCAGCGAGGACCUCCGCAAAGACUUACUUAAGCACUUACAACUACCUGAGCUCAGCAGCCCUAAACAGGAGCCUCCAGCAAAGAAGCGGAAACUGUCUGACCUACCGGUGGAGGCCAAGGAUGACUACACCAAGUUGAACAGCUCUGACUUUACACGCAAGCCGCCCAAGAAGAUGACCGCCGCUCAGAAGAGCCUGGCCAAGGUGGACAAGACGGGCAUGAAGAGCUUGUCAGCCUUCUUCAGCCCUAAAGUCAAGCAGGAGAAACACUAGACCUGUGUGUGUCUCUGUAUGUGUCUGUGUCUGUGUCUGCGUCUGCGUCUGCGUCUGUGUCUGCCUGUGUCUGUGUCUGUGUC
Messenger RNA from Clupea harengus (Atlantic herring), 1118 nucleotides. It is a transcript of the gene rnaseh2b, whose product is annotated as ribonuclease H2, subunit B. The record is from RefSeq and is a predicted model, not a curated record. Gene Ontology annotation, biological process: RNA catabolic process. Lineage: Eukaryota; Metazoa; Chordata; Actinopteri; Clupeiformes; Clupeidae. Gene Ontology annotation, cellular component: nucleoplasm; ribonuclease H2 complex.